Tripterygium wilfordii is the source of this 1103-nucleotide messenger RNA. Its product is annotated as beta-carotene isomerase D27, chloroplastic-like. The transcript has 7 exons. The record is from RefSeq and is a predicted model, not a curated record. NCBI's taxonomy places the organism in Eukaryota, Viridiplantae, Streptophyta, Magnoliopsida, Celastrales, Celastraceae. The coding region runs from base 69 to 863 and encodes 264 amino acids. Gene Ontology annotation, molecular function: iron ion binding.
AAAUCAAUCUCCUUUUCCCGGGAAAAAUUGAAUCGUUUUGAUGUAAAGAGAAGAAUUAUAGCGCAUUCAUGGGAGUUCUAACUCCAAGUCUUCAAGCAAUCCACUUGAGAACUCCUCAACGUCUUACAUUCAACAGAUGCAGCAUCACCCAGAAGAGUAAUAUCAGAUGUGGAAUAGCAGAGCCGUCAGGAGAGCCAGCUCCAAUGGGACAGAAAACCAAAUACAAUGAUGGGUUUUUCGAGAAGGCAUUCAUGACUUUGUUUGCUAGGAAAAUGGAGAAGUUUGGACCAUCUGGAGCGGAAACUAAGGAGAAGGAGAAGGGGUUUUUUGAUUAUGACUAUGAAGUGUUUGUUGAUGUGUCUAAGAGUGUCAUGAAGGGAAGGUCUAGAAUGCAGCAACAGGAGGUGGUUCGAGAGGUGCUUCUCUCAAUGCUCCCUCCUGGUGCGCCUGCUCAGUUCAGGAAACUAUUUCCACCAACAAGGUGGGCUGCUGAGUUCAAUGCUGCAUUGACAGUACCUUUAUUCCAUUGGUUGGUUGGUCCUUCUGAGGUCGUGGAAGUGGAGGUAGAUGGGGUGAAGCAAAGAAGUGGAGUUCACAUAAAGAAGUGCAGGUACCUGGAGAACAGUGGCUGUGUGGGAAUGUGUGUGAAUAUGUGCAAGAUACCUACUCAGGAUUUCUUCACCAAUGAGUUUGGACUUCCUUUAACCAUGAACCCUAAUUUUGAAGACAUGAGUUGCGAAAUGGUGUAUGGCCAAGUUCCACCACAAUUUGAAGAGGACCCAGUGUCUCAACAGCCUUGUUUUCCUGAUAUUUGUUCCAUGGCGACUCCCAGAGCUAGCGUUUGUCCUAAAUUACAAGCUUGAGAUGAUUUUCACAGUUGGGAUGAUGGCAGAAAGAAGUAAACUCAAACAAGUACUGCUAUCAAGUUCAUUGGUACUCAUAUAUACCACCCUCAUACAUGUAAACUAAGAUGUAUAUAUAUUAGCUUGGAACACUGUGUAUUACUUGGUCAGUAAUAGUAUCAAUACAUUCAUGAUUCAUAUUGAUUUUAUUCUCAUCUUGUCAUGUAAAAAUCAUAUGCAUAUUUCCUCCUUGUCUGAUAU